GAUAUGUAAUUUGAUAGUGAAUCUGGAAUGAUCCAUUGAAAAAAGAGUGAAGAUCCAUUACUUGGAACUCUUGUUGUUGGCUUGUGGGGGUGCCACCAAGCAGCAGAACCAUGAUUUUUGGGGGUGCUGUUUGUGGGUAUGGACAUAAUAUUUGGUUCCAUGCUUUCGAACCAUGCUUUUGUGCCGUGGCUGUCUGAUUUUUGCAGGGCACCCUUUGGCUGUGAACGUGACCUGUGAUUUGAUGGUGAAUUCAGGGUGACGUAACACAGAAAUUGUAACGAUCUGUGCUUUGGAAUUAUGUUUUUGCACCAUCGCAGCAUCCCGAGGCAGUGGAUUCAGGAUUUUUGGGUGCUGCCUGUGGAAAAGAAGCCUGUCUUCAUACCCACGUAAGGAAAGGAAUCUUUUCACAGUCAGAGGCGGCCCACUAAAAGAAAAAAAUGGAAGAACAGGACCUAGCAGGACCUGAACUUGGAAAGAGAGCAAGGAAAGACCCCAAUCCCAUCCAAGCUGGGAGUGUUGUUGUGUUCUGGGAGAGAGCUGUGCCAGAGGUCUGGGAUCAGGAGACCCUGAACUCAGAAGUACUUUGCCGACGCUUCCGGCAGUUCCAAUACCAUGAUGCUGAGGGCCCCCGAGAGGUUUGCAGCCAGCUCCAUGGACUUUGCAGUCAUUGGCUGAAGCCAGAGAGGCACUCCAAGAAGCAGAUCCUGGACCUGGUGAUCCUGGAGCAGUUUCUGACCGUCCUGCCCCACGAAAUGCAGCGCUGGGUCAGAGGAUGUGGGCCGGAGACCAGUUCCCAAGCGGUGGCCCUGGCCGAAGGUUUCCUCCUGAGUCAGGCAGAGGAGAAGAGGCUGGCAGAACAGAGGUUGGGUUUAUCCGUGAAGAUGGAAGCUCCGUUGGAGGAAAGGCACCUGGGCCAGGCCCAAGAAUGUCCCCAAGAUAUCCUCUCACAUGGCAGUGAAGAAGCAGUGUUGAUCUGUUCUGUUCGUGGAGGUGUGAAAACAGAUGCUGACCCUCCAGUCCAGUCUCUGGUGUCUUUUGAGGAGGUGGCCAUCUCUUUCACAGAGGCAGAGUUGGCACUGCUAGAUCCAGACCAAAGAGCUCUUUAUGAAGAUGUUAUGCUGGAAAACUAUGGGAGCGUGGCUUCUCUGGAAAAUAUCUGCUGUGGAGAUGAGACAAUGAACGCAAAUUGUUUUGAUACUCCUGAAAG
Molecule: messenger RNA, 1207 nt
Organism: Sphaerodactylus townsendi
Lineage: Eukaryota; Metazoa; Chordata; Lepidosauria; Squamata; Sphaerodactylidae
Product: zinc finger protein 446-like
Exons: 6
Biological process (GO): regulation of DNA-templated transcription
Source: RefSeq, a predicted model, not a curated record